Molecule: messenger RNA, 480 nt
Organism: Hydatigera taeniaeformis
Lineage: Eukaryota; Metazoa; Platyhelminthes; Cestoda; Cyclophyllidea; Taeniidae
Source: the annotation of a GenBank genome assembly
AUGGAGUCCGCAACGCGGAGGCUUGAAACAAAGCAACAAACGCUAGAGGAUGCGUACUCGCCGCCUGCAAACUUUCUUGAAAUUGAUGUUUGCAAUCCGCAGGUUCAUGGAGAUGCGAAAUCACGAUACGUUGAUUAUGAGGUGAAGCUAAAGACCAAUCUUCCUGUGUUUCGCUUGUCCGAGUCAAGCGUUCGUCGGCGGUAUCGAGAUUUUGACUGGUUGCGAAGUGAAUUAGAUCGCGAAAGUAAGAUUAUUGUUCCCAAGCUCCCCGGUAAGGCGUGGAAAAGGCAAAUUCCAUUUCGCGCUGACGAUGGACUUUUUGACAGUGAUUUUAUUGAGGCAAGGAGAAAGGGAUUGGAGGAGUUCAUUAAUAAGGUUGCAGGACAUCCAUUGGUGCAAAGCGAAAAGUGCCUUCAUAUGUUUCUUCAGAGCGAUGUGAUCGAUAGAAAUUACAAGGCAGGUAAAAUAAACCAACCAUAG